Nerophis ophidion (straightnose pipefish) is the source of this 2308-nucleotide messenger RNA. It is a transcript of the gene irx3a, whose product is annotated as iroquois homeobox 3a. The record is from RefSeq and is a predicted model, not a curated record. Bases 264 to 1505 code for a protein of 413 amino acids. The transcript has 2 exons. Gene Ontology annotation, biological process: cell development; regulation of transcription by RNA polymerase II; neuron differentiation. Lineage: Eukaryota; Metazoa; Chordata; Actinopteri; Syngnathiformes; Syngnathidae. Gene Ontology annotation, cellular component: nucleus. Gene Ontology annotation, molecular function: DNA-binding transcription factor activity, RNA polymerase II-specific; RNA polymerase II cis-regulatory region sequence-specific DNA binding.
CAAGAGAGUCCCAAUAAUCUAAAGCAAUCUGUAAGGACCUGACCUUAGUCCAUGCAGAUCAAUAGGCACGACGAAGAAGAGGAGAGCGGAUCAUUUCCACUGGAACUACAAACUCUUCCUCCUUUUUUUGACUUUUCCUCCUCGCCCUCAUGCUUUGCACACUCUAACGCCGGGAGAGGAAGAAGAAAAAAAAAAGUGGAUAUUCCUGCUUCUUCUCCCGCUUCGCUCGCCUUUUCUCGCUCUCCUGCCGCCCCGAAGCCGCCAUGCCGUUCUCGCAGCUGGGCUACCAGUACAUCCGGCCCGUGUACCCUCCGGAGCGCCAGGGGAUGGCCGGCAACGCGCGGGCCGCCGCGGAGCUGAGUCCCUCGGGCGCGCUCUCCAACGUGCUGUCGUCCAUGUACGGAGCCCCGUUCGCCGCGCCCGCCCAGGGCUACGGAGCCUUCCUGCCCUACUCCAACGACAUUUCCAUUUUUAACCAGCUGGGCGCCCAGUACGAGCUGAAGGACGGUCCCGGGGUGCAGCACGCCGGCUUCGCGCACCACCACCCGGCGUUCUACCCGUACGGCCAGUACCAGUUCGGCGACCCCUCGCGACCCAAGAACGCCACCCGGGAGAGCACCAGCACCCUGAAGGCCUGGCUCAGCGAGCACCGCAAGAACCCCUACCCCACCAAGGGCGAGAAGAUCAUGCUGGCCAUCAUCACCAAGAUGACCCUCACCCAGGUCUCCACCUGGUUCGCCAACGCCCGCCGGAGGCUGAAGAAGGAGAACAAGAUGACGUGGGCGCCGCGGAACCGCACCGACGAGGAGGGCAACGUCUACCCCAGCGACCACGAAGGCGAGGAGGAGGGCGACAAGCGGGAGGACGAGGAGGAGAUCGACCUGGAGAACAUCGACACGGAGAAUAUCGAGAGCGGCAAGGACGACAUGGACGACCUGCAUUCGGAACUCAAAUUGGACGCGAGGAGUGACUCGGAGGGUUCGGAGGGCUAUGAGGAUUUACCCGAGCAGAGGUUUCUUAAGGCGGUGCAAGGCAAGGAGCACCAUCAUCACCUCCUCCACCACCACCACCACCACCACCACCGCGGCUCCCCGUUGGAGCUCAAAGCGGACAAACUCAACGCGGUGUCCGCCAGCUCCCCGCCCUCGGAGAGCAACCAAGCCCCGGUGCAGAAACCCAAAAUCUGGUCCCUGGCGGAGACGGCCGCGGCCCCGGACAACCCGCGCAAGUCCCCGCAGAUGAGCGGCGGUAACCCCGCGGCCUCGGCGGCGGCUCUCGCGGCCCCGCACAGACUCUCGCUGUCGUCGUGUCCCGUGGGGAAGAUCCAGACUUGGACGAGCCGGGCCUUCUCGGCGCACCACCUGGCCCUGCUCAACUCCAACCACCACUACCUGCAGGGACUCAGCCAGCAGGCGAGCGGCCUGGCCCUGUACGCAGGCGGCCGGACAGUAGAGGACAAGGCCGGUGCGGACUCGGCGGUCACAGGUACUGGCCCUCGACACUGAGAAGAACCCUCCAAAAAAAAAAAAAAAAAAAAAAAAAGAAGACUUUCAUUUUCUAUUUUACUCUCUCCUUUUUAUUUUUUGGAUUAUUUCCUCUGUAGGCCACACACGCAUGAAACAUUAUGUGUGUGUGCGUUUGGUGUGUGUGUGUGUGUGUGUGUCUGUGUGUGAAUGAGACCAGAAAGCAUUUAAAAUAUGAAUUAUUAUAAUAGUAAUAAUAUUAAUAAUGUCCCUUAGUUCAUUUUUUUAUAUAUUUCCGUGCACCGUUCUCUACGUUUAUUAUUAUUAUUAAUAGUAUUGUUUACAAGAAGCAACAGUCCAAUGCACUGAUAGGCUGUAAUAAUAAUAAUAAAAAUAGGCUGCAGUAAUCAAUAAUUAUUUAGAGUUUAGUGCCUUUGGCUGGUUCAAAAAUGUAUUUUUUUUAAUUCCAGCAGUGUGCACUUUUUCUCUCUGCAAACCCACUUUUUUAUUCUUUACAAACGCAAUUGUCACUUUUUGCUGUGUUUUGGCUCUUCACUUUUUUUUAUAGUUUUAUUCCCCCCCUCUCCGAUAUGAAAAUGGAAUGUAAAAUAAAUAAUAAUGCCAUCUGUGUAUAGCUACAUUGUAAGCAUGUCCUUAUGUAAAACUUGCUAAUGUAAUAAUGUAUGUGAGUAGUCCUUUUCUUUUUCCGUUUUACUUUUAUUUGUAAUUUGUCGAUGGAUUUUUUUUUGUAUAUAAAGUUAAGAAUAUGUACAUACUUGUGAACCAAAUUGUACAAGAAAAGUCUAUAUUUUUGGCUAAUAAUAAAUGAAUUGCUGCAACUUUAA